Messenger RNA from Lachancea lanzarotensis, 1191 nucleotides. It is a transcript of the gene ARP7, whose product is annotated as LALA0S06e04412g1_1. Lineage: Eukaryota; Fungi; Ascomycota; Saccharomycetes; Saccharomycetales; Saccharomycetaceae. The coding region runs from base 1 to 1191 and encodes 396 amino acids. The transcript has a single exon. Gene Ontology annotation, cellular component: NuA4 histone acetyltransferase complex; SWI/SNF complex. The record is from RefSeq and is a predicted model, not a curated record. Gene Ontology annotation, biological process: regulation of transcription by RNA polymerase II. Gene Ontology annotation, molecular function: chromatin binding.
AUGUCGAUAGUUAUCCACAAUGGUACGCACACCACGGUCGCCGGGUUUUCCCAAGUGGAUAUGCCACAAUUGUUGUGCUCUUCGAGUUAUACCAAAAAUGCCAACGACGAGCUUGUAUUUGAUACAGAUGAAAUUAUAGAUGGGCCAGAGACUCCAGUUUUUACCAUAAUGAGUCCAGAAGGAGUACCGUAUGACUGGGAAGCAUUGGAAAAACAAUGGCAGUGGAUUGUAGAAACCAAGCUUGGUGCCAAAUUGGAAGAAACUCCAUUGGUAGUGACGGUGGCUCCCGACAUUACACCUGAAAUUAAGACCCAAUAUUCAGAACUAGCCUUAGGUAGGCUGAAAGUACCUGUAUUUCAGAUGGUGUCGGAACCGUUAGCAGUUUCGCUUUCCUUAGGACGAAACACUGCAUUGGUCAUUGACAUAGGCGCAGCAAAGACAACUGUAACACCAAUAAUCGAGGGCACCAUACUUUCCAGUGCGGCGAUACGGUCGCGUUUCGCAGGGGAUUUCUUGGAUUUUCAAAUUCACGAAACGCUCAAAAAAACAAUCCAUGGCGAGGAAAAGGAAGAGUCAUCCAGCUCUAACCCGUCUUUUAGCGCAUUCUGCAACUCACGUACGUGGAUUCAAGAGUUCAAGGCUUAUAUGCUGCAAGUGUCCCCUUCCAGGCUGCAGGAAAUGGACUCCGCUACCGUUGAUAUGCUGGGAUUGAACAUCCCCAAAAACUUUCUUUACCAGAAACGUAAGACUGUGAGUUUGACACAGAAAGAAUGCUGCUUAAUAACGGAGGGAAUAUUUCAACCUUCAGUAGCGUCAAGUCAGUUUGCUAACGAGGAAGGUUUGUCGGAUAUUGUGUCGAAAGUUGUCAAAAAAGCAGGCGCCGCUACCACACAAAACUCUUCUACUUCGAAUGUGACUUCCGCAGAGCAAAUCCACACUGCCCUACUCACAAACAUAAUCAUCACCGGUUCUUCGUCGCUCAUUGCUGGUCUCGAGCAGCGCAUUGUCAAUGAUCUGAGCUAUCAGUUCCCGCAAUACAAACUAUCUUCAUUUGCUAAUCCCUUGGUGCUCGACCGUAAACUUCAAAGUUGGCACGGCGGCGUCACAAUGGCCAACUUGCCUUCUUGGGAUUUGGGCGAUUGGGUGUCUCGUAAGGAUUUGGAGACGACCAAAACAGAGGAAAACUACUAA